AAGAGAAAGGGAACAUGUUGUAAUUUUGGAGAAUUAAUUUAACUAGUUUAUGUGAUUUUUGUCUCCAUUUAAAUUCAUGUUUUAAGCAUGAGAGGAUCGACGAAUUGCAUCCAGUUAAUAUUGGCUAAUGCAUGGAAUCAAUUUAAUAUAACCUAACAAACUUGAAAACACAGCACCAACGAUACAAGCUAUUUUCUUCUGACCAUAUUUUUUUUCACUUCUCUUAUGUAUCAAUAGUCCCGCAGAUAUUCUUACACAUUGUCUAGAAUGUUUGUAGGGUCAUCCUCUGUAGUUUCAUCAAAUUUACAGCGAAAUUACUCAGCAAUGUCCAAUUCUGACAAGACAAUCUUGAUGACUGGGGGAGCCGGAUACGUCGGCAGCCACACGGUGUUGGAGUUUUUGCAGCUUGGGUACUCUGUUGUUGUCGUGGACAACUUUUCAAACUCUUCUGCAGAGAGUGUAGUUCGUGUCGAGCAACUGACUGGCAGACAUGUGUCUACAUAUCAUGUGGACCUCGUUGACAAGCCUUGCCUACAGGAUGUUUUUCAGAAGCACAAGGUCUACUGUGUGGUGCACUUUGCAAGCUUGAAGGCAGUCGGAGAGUCGUGCAAGCGUCCGUUCAUCUAUUACAAACAGAACCUCAUCGGUCUCCUCAAUCUCGUCGAGGUGAUGCGAGAGAACGGGGUGCGGAACCUUAUCUUUUCGAGCUCGGCGACGGUGUACGGGCCACCCAAAGUGCUGCCACUGGUGGAGACGCUGGAGACGGGUGGCUGCACUAAUCCGUACGGUCGCACCAAGUUCUUCAUCGAGCACAUUCUGCAGGACAUCUGCCUCGCCGAGGGGGACUGGAACAUUGUGAUACUGCGGUACUUCAACCCUGUCGGUGCUCACGAGUCGGGGGAGAUCGGAGAGGACCCUCAGGGUGUUCCGUACAAUCUCAUGCCUUACAUCGCUCAGGUGGCCAUAGGAAUUCGAGAUUACAUCCACGUGGUCGACCUUGCCAGAGGCCAUCUGUCAGCCAUGCAGAAGAUCGACGAAGACUGUGGCUUGAAGAUAUACAACCUCGGAACUGGGAAAGGCAUCUCGGUGCUGGAGAUGACGAAGGCGUUUGAGACGUACACUGGAACUAAGAUUCCAUACAAAAUAGUGGGCAGGCGUGAAGGUGACGUGGCCGCUAUGAUCGCUGAUCCCGGAAAGGCCAACAGAGAACUUGGCUGGAGAACAGAACGCGGUCUGAAGGAAAUGUGUGAAUCUCUCUGGAAAUGGCAGUCAAAGAAUCCACAAGGUUACAAGACCAACAAGUAGUUCUAUAGUCAAAACGAAGCUUUGAGGGUGCUCUUAUUGCUCAAAAGUAAACAACCAAUCUCUCCAUAAGAAGAAAAUUCGCGAUUAGUUUACACUUUCUACAUCACUGUGCAAUACGGUAUUCUCCCUUUGAUGACUCUUCAGUAUGUCCUUCAUUAGCAGUAAAAGUCUCAAGCAGUCCGAGAUCUUUACAUAUCUUUUGUUUCGUCCCGUUUUGCGUUGGUGGAAGCUUCAAGAUUGAACUGUACACAACCUGUGGCGAAAAAGUGUUGAAAAAGAAAAGAGAAACUCGUUAAGCCUUCAUAUCUAAAAUACCUUCAACACCCCUCCCCCUACUACCACCUGCACCCUGCUGUCUCAGCGCUAUCUUUGUUUUGAGAGCAUUAGCAUAAUCUUCCUUGCGGGUUAUUUUCCAGGAAAAGGAAUGGGGUCUGACAGGAAUAUUGAAUUAAAGAUGAGUUGGGGGUAUUGUUGCGGAACUGGUGGCUGAGCCAAAAAUUGAUCUUAGUAAUCGGCUUAUAGGUGCAAUGGGAGGUCAUGUGUUCUGUUGUGGUCUUUGCUUGCUUUGAAGUUAUGGGUAUGGAGGUUAGUUCACAUAGUUGUUUGAAAACCUUCUUGUUGCUGUCGUGCCUUAAUUCAGGGCUUGGGAGAAGGCACCUCUUGCAUUUAUGAGAGGUCGAGAGGGAAAGGUGCGCACACCGUGUUGGUUGGCUUGCUUUGCUGGUGGAAGUGACUGCCUUAUGUAUGUGGUGUUUAUUCCCUGUAGUGCCAGACAUUGUAUUUUCAUGUGUAUUUGUAUGAUUUUGGUGUAUUUGUGCAUUAUGGAAUAAAAUGAAAGAAGAAAGAUUUGUUUAAA
Pomacea canaliculata is the source of this 2161-nucleotide messenger RNA. Its product is annotated as UDP-glucose 4-epimerase-like. Bases 268 to 1305 code for a protein of 345 amino acids. Gene Ontology annotation, molecular function: UDP-glucose 4-epimerase activity. NCBI's taxonomy places the organism in Eukaryota, Metazoa, Mollusca, Gastropoda, Architaenioglossa, Ampullariidae. The record is from RefSeq and is a predicted model, not a curated record. The transcript has 9 exons. Gene Ontology annotation, biological process: beta-D-galactose catabolic process via UDP-galactose, Leloir pathway. Gene Ontology annotation, cellular component: cytosol.